CAGCUCACAGAUCAUUUCUAAUCGGUAUGCUCGUCUAUCAAGUGCUACUUCUACCUUGCGCUCUGCUGGCUCUUCAUCUAGCCAGCGCCCGUGCCCAAUGCCCCCAGAGCUCGGUUGCCGUGAACGCUCCGUGCGGGCAAGCAGCGAUUUCUUGUAACGUGCCCUACGUUCCUCAGAAUGGGGCUUGUGUGCUGCCUUUUCCGACUCCAAGUGGAUGCGGUUCAGGCCAAGUCUGCGCAAACGGAGUUGUGGUACACGUUUUUCCGUCAGGGUUUACUAACGCACAAUCCGUAAAUUCGCUUUGUCCAAAUCAACCAGUUCAGCCCCAACCUGCUCCGUGUCCAAAUCAGCCUGUAAUUCCCUAUCCACCCGCUCAGUCCCAGCCUGCUCCCUGCCCAAAUCAGCCUGUAACUCCGUAUCCACCCGUUCCACCCGAGACCACAAAUAGACCCUACCAGCCUCCUACUACAACAACCAGAGAAACCACAACAACCUGGAAAACGACGACAACCAGAACGACAACGACCACACCGCCGCCAGCUCCGCUGCGUAUCUGCCCGAGAGGCACAGUUCUUAUAAAUGACAACUGCCGUCUGGUAUAUUGCGGCUCAAAAGUCUACUCAAACGGUCGUUGUGUGGAGCCGCGGUGCCCCAAGGGCACUUACUGGACGGGCCAGAAGUGCGCUCUACCCGAGCCGAUUGAGUUGAGUCCCAUUAAUCUCCAGCGAACGAUCAUCAACGAGAACUCAAAGAAUACGCCCGACUUGGUGCUAAAUAAUGUGCAGCAUUUAACAGUCAAUGCCUCGCUUACGCUACCAACGGAUUACAGGGAUUACGAGGAGGAUUCCGAGGAGGAAGUGGAGGAAGCGGAGGAGAUACAACCUCCGCCAUCAGCUCCAAUCAAAUGCUGCACUGUGAUUGCGCCACGCACCUGCCGCUGUCCGGCGGACAGUAAUCGCUGGCAAUGCUAUAAUCAGAGGCAGCAGCUGUGCGGCGACUUCUGUAGCGCGCCUAAGGUAGCGAUAAGGCCAGCAAGUGUGAGCACCUGGCAUGUCAACGAUGCCCAAAUGCUCAGCAUGCCGCCCAACUGGAAUGCCGGCUGUCAAAUGCAGAGCAACUGCAUGCAAGCCACAGAGAGGUAUGACUGCAGCGGCUGUGCUUCGGGACAGAUGUCCUCCUGUUCCCCCUACUGCUACGACUACCGCUGCAACAGCCCCACCUGUGCCUACUACGAUCAAGAACAAUUUUGCGAUUCGCCGCAAUUUGCCGACUCUGUGGGCUGCCGUCCUCAGGAUGGCUGGCGUCGAUAGGCAAUGUGACCAGCUCAGCUUCAAUAGGUGCUUUAAAUGUUAAAAA
Messenger RNA from Drosophila virilis, 1356 nucleotides. RefSeq lists its product as uncharacterized. The record is from RefSeq and is a predicted model, not a curated record. Lineage: Eukaryota; Metazoa; Arthropoda; Insecta; Diptera; Drosophilidae.